Molecule: messenger RNA, 1765 nt
Organism: Ziziphus jujuba (common jujube)
Lineage: Eukaryota; Viridiplantae; Streptophyta; Magnoliopsida; Rosales; Rhamnaceae
Product: ribosome-binding factor PSRP1, chloroplastic
Exons: 5
Coding region: 505-1479 (324 amino acids)
Biological process (GO): primary metabolic process; negative regulation of translational elongation
Cellular component (GO): cytosolic small ribosomal subunit
Molecular function (GO): ribosomal small subunit binding
Source: RefSeq, a predicted model, not a curated record
UGGUUGGGCUCCACAAACUAUCAGCCACUCAUUAGCCUAGAAGCAAUAACCAAUAGCUAAUUGCCAGCCAUUGGGCACUAGCCACGAGCCACUAGGCACUAGCCACUAGCCAGGACAAGGAAUAUCAUAAAGAGAAUAGGGGCAUCCUUGUCUUGUCACACCCAUUCAGGACAAGGCCAAUUUGGUCAUACAUGUACAGACAGGCUGUACCGAAAUCUGUACCCUACAUUUUUUCUUCAUUGAUAUAGAGGGUCCAGAUUUAUGAUUUAUGCACCUUUUAUACUCAAAGUUGCAUACAAUCGGAAUCCUCGGAUUUUCCAGAAUGUGACCUGUUUGGAUAAUGGUAUGAAAGAUUGACACGUCAGACGCUUCAGUAUAUCCCCAUUUAUGUCUACAGUGAAAACCCCGAGAAUCCUAGAUUUUCCGUUACUUUCCUUCCCGAUUUCUCCUCAAUCCAAACAGUUCCAAAGCUUUCAGAAAUUCUACUUCUUUUGAAUAUUGUUGAUGGCUAGGCUCUUAUCUUCAUUACAGGCAAACUUUCUUCACCCCCUUUACCAUCCUUCUUCUUCUUCUUCUUCUUCUUCUUCUUCUUCUUCAGUUGCUAGUUGUUCAACCAGACCUUUCGUGAAGCUUCAAACCCUCAAUUUACCAUCAAAGGCUUCCACUUUCUUGAACCCGUGUAACUUUCGGGUACCCAUUUCGAUUGAGAUAAAACCCAGACAGAAGAAGUUCCAUGGCAGCUCACUGUCUGUUCGGAUGUCGUGGGACGGUCCGCUGAGUGCGGUCAAGCUGAUAAUACAGGGCAAGAAUUUGGAGUUGACAGAUACAGUUAAGAAGCAUGUCGAAGAUAAAGUUGGCAAGGCUGUUCUAAAGCAUAGCCACCUAGUGAGGGAAGUCGAUGUUUGGUUGUCAGUUCGUGGUGGAGAGUUUGGAAAAGGUCCAAGGACUAGGAGAUGUGAGGUGACUUUGUUCACAAAGAAGCAUGGAGUAGUUCGGGCUGAGGAAGAAGGUGAGACACUCUAUGCAAGCAUAGAUCUUGCAUCCUCCCUUAUUCAGAGGAAGUUAAGGAAAAUCAAGGAGAAGGAAUCAGACCAUGGCCGACACAUGAAGGGAUUUAACAGGUUGAAGUUCAGGGAACCUUCAGUAGGAGUAUUGGUGGAAGAUGAAGGACCAGUUCCUCAACAAGUGGAAGAUAAAGAAACAGUUCCUAAACAAGAGGAAGGGGACCUUAUCAACGAGAUUGUUCGCACAAAAUACUUUGACAUGCCACCAUUGACUGUCCUUGAAGCAAUUGAACAACUGGAAAAUGUUGAUCAUGACUUUUAUGGUUUCCGAAAUGAAGAGACUGGUGAGAUUAACAUCAUUUACAAGAGAAAGGCAGGAGGUUAUGGGCUUAUUAUUCCCAAAGGUAAUGGUGAAUCUGCUAAUUUAGAGACUCUGGUGGUAGAACCAGUUAGAGAACACUCCUUGGCGGAAUAGAUGGGCCUAGCCAAAUUCCUCUUGUAUAACUCUUAUUACAAAUCACAUUUCCAGAAUCUUAAUGGCAGCGUUUAAAAGCAAAGGCUUGUCAGGAGACUCAGGACAAUUCCAAUUUUAGUGAGCUCAUAAGAAAGGCAAACUUUUAAAAUGUCGGAAGAAAUGUUAUGCAGAUGAUUAUAUAGUGUCUAACACAGAGAUCAAAUGUAAUGUACUGUGCCUAUUAUCUCUUAUACGUACAAAUUAUUUACCCGAGUAAUAUAUUUGUGUUUUGGUUUGUCUGGUUUAA